AUGGACGCCGGCACUUCCACAGAUAUAUGCGCCUGUCCGGCCGGCUUCAGCCGCUGUGCCGGCCGCUGCUUGAUGAAACUCCCUCAGGACCAGCUCAACUUCACCGAAGCUCAGGAGGCCUGCGGCUCACUGGGCGCCCACCUGGCCGUGCCCCGCUCGACAGCCGAGAACCAGUGCGCUCUGUCCAUGGCAGUAGGGGUUGACACUUGGCUCGGGGUGUCGGACCGAGCCGUGGAGGGGGUGUACGCAGCAGAGGACGGCGGGGACCCGAUCCUCCUCAGCAGUCCCUUCUGGGGCACCGGUGAGCCCAGUGACGCCACAGGCGAAUUUGACUGCGUUCAGAUCUGGAGUAACGCCUGGGAUGACACGCUCUGUUCGUUCAACAUAUCCUCCAUCUGCCAGAUCAGAAACUGCCUCACACCCGAGUGUGUCUAG
Messenger RNA from Amphibalanus amphitrite, 435 nucleotides. Its product is annotated as C-type lectin domain family 4 member M-like. Bases 1 to 435 code for a protein of 144 amino acids. NCBI's taxonomy places the organism in Eukaryota, Metazoa, Arthropoda, Thecostraca, Balanomorpha, Balanidae. The record is from RefSeq and is a predicted model, not a curated record. The transcript is spliced from 2 exons.